GUGAACAGAUGAUCUCUCUAAGCAAAAUAAAAAAUGGGUGUACUUGAAAACCUCUGGGACGACGUCGUGGCUGGUCCUCAACCUGAAGCCCGUGGCCGUGGCCAUCUCAGGCGAAUCUCCACCGGUUUGACUAGCCUGAACAAUACGAAAGAAGCAACAAUGGUGGGCGGAUCAGCGUCUCUACCAGCGAGUCCGACUACCCCGGCCACACCAGGAUCUGGCCGGAAAGUGGAUGUGUGGAGAAGUGUAUUUCAUCCAGCAAGUAAUGUGACCACAAGGGAGAUUGGUGCUAAUGUCUUUGAUAAACCUUCUCAUCCUAAUUCUCCCACGGUUUAUGACUGGUUGUACAGCAGCGAAACCAGGAGCAAGCACCGUUAAAGCGUGCUGUCAUCGACGGAUCGUCAAAUUAAAAUAAGUCAAGAUCUCAUAAAAUUAAGUGGUUACUAUUAUUUCAAGAUGAUUAAUAAUCAGUUAAGUUGGCUGUAUUAUCGGUGUUAAAAUGAAUUACUAGCUUCUGAUUUGCUUUGAAAAACGCGGGACUGCGGGAUUGUUUUGUGUCGACAAAAAUAAUUAUUAAGGAAUGUUUUUUUUUUAUAAUUUAUAAUUUAAUAUAUAUCAAUAUUAUUAAUUCAGGAUCA
Molecule: messenger RNA, 638 nt
Organism: Brassica napus (rape)
Lineage: Eukaryota; Viridiplantae; Streptophyta; Magnoliopsida; Brassicales; Brassicaceae
Product: dormancy-associated protein homolog 2-like
Exons: 3
Coding region: 34-378 (114 amino acids)
Source: RefSeq, a predicted model, not a curated record